Messenger RNA from Rhodotorula toruloides NP11, 453 nucleotides. RefSeq lists its product as uncharacterized. The transcript is spliced from 5 exons. Lineage: Eukaryota; Fungi; Basidiomycota; Microbotryomycetes; Sporidiobolales; Sporidiobolaceae. The record is from RefSeq and is a predicted model, not a curated record. The coding region runs from base 1 to 453 and encodes 150 amino acids.
AUGCCCGGCUUCACCCACCCGCCCUCGCUCCCCUCGUCGCUCGUCUCCCUCAUCACCCAUUUCUACGCAACAUCCGACAAGCCCGACGCAGUAGACGAUUACCUCUCUUUCCUCACUCCCGACGUCGAGUUCGUGAUGGGUCUCAACGCAGUGCGCGGGUCGAGCGCGGUCCGAAAGAUUAGGGAAAACAUGUGGGGUGGCGUGAAGACUCGUCAUCAUGUCCCUUCAGCCGUUUAUACGAACGCAGACGGCUCGGAACUCAUGGUUCACGGGACUGUCACGUACGGUCUGCGGAACGGGAAGAAAGUGGAGAACGUUGGCUGGGCUGCGUUGAUGGUGUUCGAGGAGGAGGGGAGGAAGAGGGAGGAGUGGAAGAUGAGGCGGUAUCAGGUCUGGCUCGACGGCGCACCGCUCUCAAAGGCGCUCGCGGAACAGGCUGCUGAGGGACAGUAG